UUAUUCUACAAUUGUCGGGGGGUGGCGAUAGUUGUGGGAUCUAAGCGAUAAAUAUUUGGUUUACAUAGAGUGAUAAUCGGGGGAUCGUCAAUCGGUUCCAUCGUUUCAGUUUGUUGGGAAGCCUCGGUGCUGUUACAAGGACGGGAGUAGUGUUUCCUGACUGCUUCCAAGAAUCUAUCUAAUAUCUCUAUCUUGAUUGCUGCUAAAUUUCGGAGUGUGGACUUUUUGAUGAUUUCGCGGAUUUUGAAAAUAUCUUUAGAAAUAGCCUUCUGAUAUCUGCGGCUUGUAUAAGUGUACUUGGGAAUUAUCACAACCGGAUGCCUACUAUCGUCGUUGGCAAUUGCAUAUUACGCUAAAUAAUUAUGCGUUGCUCGGCUCCGUUGCACGUCUGACUGAAAUUCGAGAUAGUUACUUCCGAUUGUGAGGCUGGCGUGCGUUUUGAAAGUGAUCUUGUGCAAUUUUGAGAGUGUUCAUUGUCAAUAGAGUGAUUAUGCUGAUCGUUUUUAUUAGUGCAUAGUACACGUACCGAGUAUAUAGGCAAGAGUAAAGUGAUAAAAGUGCGCUUACCAACAUUAGAUGUGGAUAUAGAAUGUAAUCUAGCAUUGGAAAACUCUCGUUAUGAUUAACCGAAAAAGAUGGAUGUUUGGAUUAAACAAUGGAAAUGCAACAUGAUCCAAAAUCUUUUCCUGAUUUGUUAUUUUCUGGUGAUAGUAAAUAUUUCUAGUCAUGUGUGCUUUAGUGAAGAAGGAGCAGAAGAUAAUAUAACGUUAAAUUUUACAUCUUAUCCAACUUACAUCGAAUUUGAGACUGAAUAUGAAGAUUAUAAUUUAACCGAAGUAACAUGUAAUUUACCAACUAUAGAGUCACGAAUGUUGCGGGAGAGCCUCUAUUGCAAGGACCUGCAGCCAUGUACUACCUAUUCAGUUACUGCCAAAGUUAAAUUUCUAGAUGAAAGUAUCUCCAACCACUUUCAAUACGCCACUACAACUUAUGAAGCUCCCACAUUUGAAUACAACCCAAUUCCAUUUUUCGAUUCAAUCUAUUUGAUUUGGAAUAUAACGAGCCGGAACUGUGUCAAAGAGAUAAAAGUUGAAGUGGUCGGCGAUGGAGGAUUUAAGGAAACAAGCCGAAAUCCCGGAUAUACCGAGGAUUUAACCGUCGACAAUCUGUUACCUUGUUCAAUAUACAACGUGACAAUGAGCCUGACUGACAUAAAUGGACAAGUCCUGGGUAACAAGUCGGAAAGCGUAGCAACGGAGAAUGUAGAUACGGGCCCGGCAAAAUCGGUGGAGUGUAAUGUUACUGAGAACUCGGUGUUGAUUACAUGGGAGGAGCCGAAAUACCCAACUUGUGUUGAAGUUUACUAUCUUUUCUUGAUGACCGAAGACUGUUACUCGACGAAUGCAGAUCUGUGCACUACCAUUUACAAUGUAUCCAGUACACGCCCCCGGCAGCUUACUAUAGACAAUUUAGAAGGAUGCGAAAAUUAUGUGUUGAAAAUUAGUGUGAAUGGAGAUCACUCCAAUAGUUCUUCCAUUCAUGAAUUUUCGACAGAGAUUUUAGAUCCUGGUCCUGUUGUUGAUUUUCGGGAAAGCUCUCUUCUGUCUACAAAUGUAACGCUAGUCUGGAGUCCACCAAAAGACAAUCACCUUUGCGUGAAACACUACAUAAUUGGGAUGGUAGACAGUGAUGAAAGUUUUAAUGUGACUGAAGAGACAUUCACCUUUGAAAAUCUGUUGCCUUGCGCCCGAUAUGAGAUUGAAAUUGCUGCUGUAUCCCUUAAUGAUGUUAUAGGGGAGUGGACAAGAAGGAACGUUACAAUGCCAUAUGAUCGUCCGUCAGGGAUUCGCGACGAAAAUGUAAAAGCAUAUCCAAAGGAAAUGGGUAUCGAAUGGGCGGAGCCAGAUUUUGCGAACCUUUGUGUUGUAAAUUAUAAAGUGUUGAUUCAGAAUGAAGAAAUAUCGUAUAAAUUUGAAACCGUGGUCAAGGAUAGAUCUUUAUAUAUUGAUGGAUUAUACUCUUGCAUGACAUACACUGUGAGCAUUACACCUGUAACCUUAAAUAAAGAAAGUCCUGACGGAGAGACGGUCGUAUUCAGUGCUACUACAGGAGCAACCGUUGUGGAUACAAAGGAUGCAGAAUUUGAUCCGAAGGUCUACAACAGAAGUAUCUCGAUUCGGUUUGUAAAUAAAGAUGAAAAGAACAAUUGCCAAAUGCUAUUUGUGCAAUUCACAUGCGAUAGUGACACGGAUGCUCCGAUUAGGCAUGCUGAGGUGACUUUGCCAGUGACUCAGGGCAGUCAUAUGCCUUUUACAGGUGUACUGGAGCCAUUAUCACCUGCAACACAGUAUAUUUGUAAGGUUUCAGUUUAUAACAUCGAUGGAUGGUCAGCAUCAAAAGCUGGUUCUCUACUAACAACACCCGAUUACCCUGGUCCGCCACAAAAUAUCACCUUGCGUUCACUAUCAUCCACCGCCUUCAAUAUCAAAUGGCAGGCGCCCAGAUACAGGAACGGUAAUUUGGCUUUAUACAGAUUGUAUAUACAGACCAUUGGACCUAAAUACAAAAUACCAAAGAGAUGCGAUACAAUCAAAAUUGUACAACUCAACCAGAACGUUGAAGCUACGAAAACGGAGUGGACCUUCCUGGAGGCGUCCCCUUACUUUGAGUACAGUGUCCAAGUAGCGGCUAGUAAUGAAAUUGGAGUGGGGGAGUUCUCCAAUGCGGUAACGAUUGUUACUCACUCCUCUCGUUCUGAUCCUGUGAAACAAUUUUCUGUAGGAUCAAUCGAGGGUCCUGAGCUCUCAGAGACUUAUAAAGCAAACGUAACAAUUCAGUGGUCACUGCCAUGCUACACUCAUGGACCAGUUGUUGCAUUUGAAGGAGCAUUUAUUGGUGAACGAGUUGGUUUCGAUACAGAAUAUAUCCCAUGGUCGUUAUCUGUUAACAGUUCAGAUGAGGACUCAAACGAAACAUUUGAAUGGGUUCAGGACCGUUUGAAACCGGAGUAUAAUUACACGACUAGUAUUUCUGUUUUAGUGGACGAGGCUGUAAAUAGUCUUGAGUCGAAAUUAACUUUCAUCUCGCCAUCUGGAAUUCCACCGAAGCCAAAUGUAUCUUAUAAUGGUGACGUAGAUGUUUUUUCUGCACCAAAUCCAACAGAAUCGGCUUAUGCACGACUUUCAACGGAUAUACUGAACUCUGAUAUGGGCAGGAUUCUAUAUAUUUCUCUGUUGAUUUCGGAAAAGGGUUGCCAAAGUGAUCCAUCUCCGAAGAUGGCAUUGAUAGAUAGUGAGAAGGAAUGGCCAGAUGUUCCCAGUUGGGCCGAUGUCCAAAAGGAUGCAUGUAUCAAACAGUACCAAACUACACCAAAACGUUGGUCACCAACGCCAGUUUUAGUUAACGCCGAUCAUACGAGGACAAUGUCAAUAAUUCAGUAUGUCGUUGGAGGGGAAGACUGUUCUAGUAGCCGAUCCCAACAGGACUAUUGCAACGGACCACUCAAACCAGGUGUUGAGUAUGUUCUCGUUGUGAGACUUUUCACGAGCAGUGGAUAUGCCGAUGGGAACUGCCUAUAUUUCAGAACAGAUUCUAAGGUUGAAGUACAAUUCGUGUUGCUUAUGAUCAUAAGUUGUCUGCUGAUUGCGUUCUUCCUUGGAUUUUUGUAUCUUUGGAUAACGAAGAAGAUCGUUUGGCAUGGUGAACCAUUCAUUGGUGUUGAGGAACAUACUGGCGAUAUUACAUCAAAGAAUUUCCUUAAUUAUUAUGAGGAGAUUGUUAAAAGUGACAAACUUAAUCGGGAAUUUAAGGAACUAACGGCUAUUUCAAAUGAAUUGAAUUUAUCAAAUGUGGCGUCCACUUCAAAUGAAACGAAAAAUCGAUAUAGUAAUAUUUUUCCAUAUGAUAAAAAUCGGGUUAUUUUAGAUUGCGAUUCAGAUGGAGCGGAUUAUAUAAAUGCAUCCUUCAUAAAUGGUUAUAAACGACGUAAAGAGUACAUUGCUACCCAAGGUCCCAAACCGGAAACUUUUGUAGACUUCUGGAGGAUGAUCAUUCAGUAUAACGUGCGGUUGAUAGUUAUGGUCACACAGUUCCGAGAAGGCGAAACAGUAAAAUGCCACCAAUAUUUCCCCUUCAUAAAUAAAGAAAUGCGUAUCGGUCUUAAUAUAAAGGCGACCUGUAAGAAAGAAACACAUUUUGAAAAUUACGUAAGACGUGAACUUCUAGUCGAGCAUUCUAGUGAUUGUGUUAGUCGCACUGUUGUUCAUUAUUUGUUCCGCAAAUGGCCAGACCAUGACUGUCCUGAUGAUGUCACUCAUUUAAUAGAGUUUGUGCGGAAAGUGAAACAUGAGAAAAUUCCACGACAUUCACCUGUUAUCGUACAUUGCAGCGCUGGUGUUGGACGAACUGGUACCUUCAUCGGUCUAGACAUUAUAAUGCAGCGGCUUAAAAGUGAAAAUAGGAUAAGCAUUUACGAUACAGUAAAGCAGUUACGGUUUCAGCGCAUGAAAAUGGUCCAAACAAUUCAACAAUAUCAAUUUUUAUACAAGUGUGCCUAUCACCUGGUUCAAAAGAAAUACCCGUCAUCUUCGAAAAAACACCAAAAAAAGAAUGGAGUUUCGGAAGCGAUAGAAAAUAAUUAUAAAAAUUCCAUUUUAAAUACCAGAAAUGGAAAGUGUAUUAAUCGUGCUGAAAGUAUUAUGUAGUCUCGAUAAAAUAGAAUGAUUUUUGUUUUUGUCUGUAUGAUUUGGCAAUUUAUACUGAAGUAUUAUAUUAAAGUUUGUUAUUUAUGUGUA
Hermetia illucens (black soldier fly) is the source of this 4793-nucleotide messenger RNA. RefSeq names its product phosphatidylinositol phosphatase PTPRQ (gene Ptp52F). Gene Ontology annotation, molecular function: protein binding; protein tyrosine phosphatase activity. NCBI's taxonomy places the organism in Eukaryota, Metazoa, Arthropoda, Insecta, Diptera, Stratiomyidae. The transcript has 22 exons. Gene Ontology annotation, biological process: protein dephosphorylation. The record is from RefSeq and is a predicted model, not a curated record. The coding region runs from base 636 to 4703 and encodes 1355 amino acids.